CCCGAGUCCAUUGCAGCCAUCAUGGCUUGCUUCCGACCACAACAGCAGAAGGAGCCUGUUCCCCCCUGGUGAAUCUCUCUGGGAGUCGGGGGAAACGCUUUUAACACCAGCAUUUGCCUGGAAUGAUAGCACGAUAGGACACCAGCCUGAGCAGUGUUCUGUUGACGCCCAAGUCCAACCUGAUCUCCUGCUGUCUGCUAAUCCGCUAUCACAACCGCCAAACCAACCUAUUCCCUCUCCCUUCGCAGCUGGUUUAUCUCGAGAAGAGGACAUCUUCCCAUCGAGACCACUCAAUCCUCUAGAUAUAUCAUUGCAGGAGGCUGUAUUCAAUGGUAUAAAAAUCACUAUCCAUUCCUACAAUCAAACCCAUACUAGUCACUCACCGUCACCAGGAUACCACGCCAUCCACAACGAUAACAAACUUCCCCUAGACUUCCUGCCCCGUAAUGUAUCCCAGCGACAAAUCGACAACCCAAUCUAUAAUGCAACUAUAUCUCCGAAUACCAACACGACGGAACCAAUACACCAUCAAGACUCCUCAGCCGAGACCCCACAGAUAUUACCCUCCAGUGUAUCCUGCGCCGGCAAUUCAGAGGGAAAAGUUGAGACUAGCGAACCGGUCUCAAACAACGAGGACGAAAUGACCGUCAGCAAGCGACGGCGUAAUACUAUGGCCUCGCGGAGGUAUCGUCAAAAAGGACGCGACCGCAUUGCUGAGCUUGAGUGUGCUUUGAGGGACAUGGAGCGCGAGCGGAAUGAACUCAGGCUUCGGUUGGCGAGGAAAGAGGCGGAGGUAGAGGCUUUGAAGGAGUUGUUGAGGGGUUAGAUGUUUUGGUGGUUUUGGGGGUCUUGUUGGUUGCCAGGGGGGAGGAGUCGGCUUGAGGUGUUAUCGAAUGUUGAUAUUGUGGGAUUAUAG
Molecule: messenger RNA, 916 nt
Organism: Aspergillus alliaceus
Lineage: Eukaryota; Fungi; Ascomycota; Eurotiomycetes; Eurotiales; Aspergillaceae
Exons: 1
Coding region: 641-826 (61 amino acids)
Biological process (GO): regulation of DNA-templated transcription
Molecular function (GO): DNA-binding transcription factor activity
Source: RefSeq, a predicted model, not a curated record